CCUUUGCCUUAAAGCGGGCUUGCAGUUCUUUCUUCUCACACCGCCCACUAUACACAGAUUCUCUCGCGCGCAUAGAAGCGCGAACGCGAAAGCGUGCGUGCGCGCAUGCACUAGAGGUGGGAGUGGAUGCUCGUGUAGCUGCUGGAAGCCAGGAUGGGAUAAUCCUGGCUCCGGGCGUUGAUGCAGCUGCCGUUGCUGGAUACGGAGUGGACUCGGGGCGCAGGGUGGGUCUAGUUCCCGACUGGAGCUGUGUGGACCCCGUGUCGAUGUUGUCAAGCGUUCCGAGAAAGACGAGGGCGAUGGCCGUGAGAGGAGUUGGUGCAGCUCUUUGAAACGUCCAGGCAAAAGAAAUCGACCGUCUUCUCCCAUGGAGGACACCGGCAUUAAUCUGAAGCGCAGAACCGGUGUGGAAUAACUUAGGAAAGGAGGGAGAGAGGAUACCGGGGCACUCCGUAGAGGAUAUCAGGGGAAUCCUUCAUUCAUUUUCUUUAUGGUUUCUUUAAACUGGGAUACAGCUAGAGACGCGAGUGAAGGAACGGAUCACUUUUGCCUCGGUGAUUAGGAGAAGACUGCCUCCUUGGAUCGAGCGGCAGCCGCAUCCGACCUACCGUGGGGGGGUGGGGGGAGAUCAGGAUACUUGGAUGGAGAGGGCGCAGUGAAGGCUAGCGGCUUGCCGUGUGUAGGAGGGACGGAGGGAGACCGGGCAGUUUGAAGGGACGGGGAGCCAGGAGCGGCGGCGGCGGCUCCAUGAGCUGCUCCUGCCGGGACAGAGCGCCCAGAGCCCAGCCGGAGCGUCUCCACCGCCGCGGGUAGAACCCCGGGCAACAGGACGGCGGCCAGUUUGGAAGUUUUGAUGCAUAUGAUCACAACCACCAUGAUUUUUAUGAUUCUUGGUGCUUCAGUUGUAAUGGCGAUAGCCUGUUUAAUGGACAUGAACGCACUACUGGAUCGCUUUCACAACUACAUCUUACCGCAUCUACGAGGGGAGGACCGCGUCUGUCAUUGCAACUGUGGAAGGCAUCAUGUCCACUAUGUAAUCCCAUACGAUGGGGACCAUUCCUUGGUGGACUCUUCAGAGAACUACUUUGUGAGUGACAGUGUGACCAAGCAGGAGAUGGACUUAAUGCUGGGACUGCUACUGGGCUUCUGCAUCAGCUGGUUGCUGCUGUGGUUGGAUGGAGUCCUACACUGUGCUGUCAGGGCCUGGAGGGCGAGCCGAUACUACGAUACUCCAUCCUGGUCAUGGCUGCCCCAGUUCUGCAACCUUCGAGACCUCCGUCGCCGAGCCCAGCUCAGACAGCUGGAAGACUCCAGUGGCAACAUGGUCCACAUCAAGCAGAAGCUCUACCACAACGGCCACCCAAGUCCCCGCCACCUCUGACUUUAAAACAAAACAAAAAAAAGAAUAAACUAAACAAAAAUAAUAUAGACGACCCCUGCCCCACCCCUUGUACCCCUCUUCUCCUCCCUUCUAAAACACCUGUGACCCUUCCCAGCUGCCCCAAGGCCAACUGUUGCCUAAGAGACCCUGAAAACUACCCUCCCACUAUUCAUAACAUGGCCCCCCAAAACCCCAAUGACAGGACUUUCUUUUGACUAAAACCAGUCCCUGUCAGCACCUAAAAAAAUUAAUUUAUCAAUUAAUUAAUUACAAAAAAAAUCCCAAAAUGGAGCAAGAUGACGAUUAUUUGUUGCCACUAAAAUCUUGUCUUACGUCCAUGUCCACCAUUGUGGGAGGAAGAAGAAAAAAAAACAUUUUUAAGGGUGUUUUUUUCUGUAUAGAGACAUUUUCUGUGUUCAUUGUUAAACUUGGCAUGCUCUUUUAGAACAGGGUAAGAUGUGGGUAGUGUAUGGAACGGGGCGGCAAGACAGGU
Molecule: messenger RNA, 1874 nt
Organism: Maylandia zebra (zebra mbuna)
Lineage: Eukaryota; Metazoa; Chordata; Actinopteri; Cichliformes; Cichlidae
Gene: tmem240a
Product: transmembrane protein 240a
Source: RefSeq, a predicted model, not a curated record